CACCGACGACGACCACCGUGAUUGUUCAGCUUUUGAUCGACCAGACGAAUUUUCUGUCCGCCUCUUUCGGUCGUGGUACAACACGCAAACAUGGUCGCGGUCACGAAAAAGGCCAAUGUGCCCAAACAGGCAUCAUCCAGCAAAAAGCAACACCUCCGAGGUAAAAACCAAAAGAAGAAGGUGUCGCUGAAAUUCACCAUUGACUGCACACAUCCAGCUGAAGACAACAUCAUGGACGUUGUCAACUUUGAAAAGUACCUCUCUGAAAGGAUCAAGGUCAAUGGUAAAUUGAGCAACCUUGGUAAUAACGUCACGAUUGAGAGGAACAAGAAUAAGUUGACAGUCAACAGUGACAUUGACUUCUCCAAGAGGUAUCUGAAGUACUUAACGAAAAAGUACUUGAAAAAGAACAAGCUUCGUGAUUGGCUCCGGGUGGUCUCCAAAGACAAGGAUACUUAUGAACUCCGUUACUUCCAAAUUAACAGUCAGGAAGAUGAAGAUGAAGAAGAUGUGGAGUAAAUUAGGUAUUAUUAUUUGCUCUAAAUUCCAUCUGUAUAUAUUUUGAAUAUCAAUAAAUGCCUGAAAUUUUA
This is a messenger RNA of Copidosoma floridanum, 590 nucleotides long. Its product is annotated as large ribosomal subunit protein eL22. The record is from RefSeq and is a predicted model, not a curated record. Gene Ontology annotation, biological process: cytoplasmic translation. Gene Ontology annotation, cellular component: ribosome. Lineage: Eukaryota; Metazoa; Arthropoda; Insecta; Hymenoptera; Encyrtidae. Gene Ontology annotation, molecular function: RNA binding; structural constituent of ribosome.